AUGAGCCAGCUGACAAUCGAGGCUCCUGAUGAUGAGGCCUGCUCCCUCCUGCAGGCCCAGAAGCCCAUCCGGCCGUACAUCUGCUCGGCUCCGAAAGAGUUCCAGGAGGAGAGAGACUUCCUGGCCAGCCACAUCUUCCCACAGCUGAACGAGUGCUGCCAUGCCCGGGGCACCUUUUUCAAAGCCGUAGACCUGAGGUGGGCUGAGCUGGCGGCCCCCCAACCCCGUAACCCGGGCCACUUCCGACAGCACUGGUGUCUCAACUCCCAGCACCUCAAGCUGUGUCUGGACUACGUGAACCACUGCUUCCCCUUCUUCAUCGCCUUGCUGGGCCACACCUAUGGGGACUUCCAGGACGACUACUCCCCUUUCAUAUUCUCCAAGGCCACCGACUUGGCGGGCUUAUCCGUCAUCGAACGGAACCUCUACGUGGCUGGCCAGAACGGCUACCCCUGGGUCCUGGACAGCCCCGACUGCAGCCUGGUGGAGUACGAGAUCAUGCAGGCCGCGUUUCUCAGACAGUCGGAGUUUCAAUACUUUUACUUCCGGGCUGGAAACGCGCAGCUGGGGCCCUCGAAGCCAGGGGAGGAGGAAGAGGAGGAGGCGGUGAUGUCAGCGGCCCUGAUGAUGGAAGAAGAGGAGAAAAUAAGGAUCGGGAAGCUCAAGAGCAAGAUCAUCAACAGGGGCCUUCACGUCAGAUAUUACAAAAAUCUCUCUGAGUUGGGCGAGCUGGUCUUGACAGACUGGUUGAUCGUGAUAGAAAAACUCUACCCGGCCUCCUUGAGGAAUGAAAAUAUAGAUUACAAGCAUGACCUUGAACGUUUCUAUCACCAAGAAUUUAUUGAGAAGUGCAAGCAAGUGUUUGUGGUUUCCAAGGAGUCGAGCAGGACAUUCGAGAUCUUGGAAAAGUUUGCCUUAAGCAGCGUGGGAUUUGAUGAUCAGAGUCCCACGGCAGAUGCCAGCUUAGAGUCGCUCCUCAGAUACUCUCGAAUAAGUACCUUCCCAACCUACAAGUCCAUCUUGCUCCUGUCUGGAGAACGCGGCUGUGGCAAGUCCACCCUGAUUGCCAGCUGGGUGAAUGAUUUCAAGAGCAAGUACCCGGACAUGUUGCUCAUCCCUCAUUUCGUGGGCAGCACCUGUGACAGCAGCGACAUCAUGUCUGUCGUACAUUACUUUGUCACAGAACUACAGUACGAAAACUACGGCACGCUUCUGAAGACCGACAUCUUUGACAAAGAUGCAAGCGUCUUGAUCUUCUCGCAUCUCAUCGAGGCGUUCAUGGCUUCCAUCAGCUCCAAGCCCUGCAUCCUUGUUCUCGAUGGAGUCGAAGAACUGAUUGGCACUUAUGGGAUCUCAGGACAGAAGGCCAAGGACUUCUCCUGGCUGCCGCACGCGCUCCCCCCGAACUGCAAGCUGAUCCUGAGCAGCGUGUCCUCCAGCCUGUCCUGCAAGGCCCUGUGCGCCCGCCCGGACGUGCGGAUGGUGGAGGUCAUGAACCCCUGGCACGAGGAGGCCAGGGCCCGCAUCUUCCGGCAGCACUUCAUCGCCCCCAACAACAACUACCCCUUCUGCCGCUACCGGCAGAUCCUGAAGAGGAAGCCCAACCUGAACGCCCUGAAGCUGGCCGUGCUGAGCACCGAGCUCAACGAGUGCCGCAUCUACCGGGACGAGCUGCAGUGCCUGAAGGAGUUCCUGGACACGGGCUCCACGAAGGAGCUCUGGGAACUGGUGCUCAAGCGCUGGGUGCAGGACUACAGCUGGGCCGCGCCCGCCAAGGAGAAGGCAGGCGCGGGGCCUGCGGGAGAAGGGCUGGACGGCUGGGUGGCCAGCACCCUGAGCCUGCUGAGCCUCUCGCACUGCGGGCUGACGGAGGAGGAGAUCUUCCAGCUGCUGGAUGUGCUGGGCUACCGGGGCGAGCACAGAGUGACCAUGCUGCACUGGGCCGCCUUCCGCAACGCCACGCGCCAGUGGGUGCGGGAGAAGCCCAGCGGCGUCCUCUACUUCCAUCACCAGUCCCUGCGCACCGCCGUGGAGCACAGGCUCCUGGGUGCCCUGGUGCCGGUCCGAGAGAACAGCCUGCUGGGCUCCACCAGCCCCUCCGAUGAGAUCAUGGGCCUCUACAAGAUCUUGAUCGAGUUCUUCCGGCGGCAUACGGCCUACUGGAGAGUGUACCAGGAGCUGCCCUGGUACCUGAAGGAGAGCGAAUCCUGGGAGGAGCUUUGCACCUUCCUCUCCAGCCCCAGUGUCGUGGACCAGCUGUCCAAGCUCCCGAGCCCAAGCUUCUGGAUGGGGUUGCACCUCGUCCACUACUGGGACGUGCUGCUGAAAGUCGGCUAUCAUGCCACCCCGGCCUACCUGUCCACUGUGACCAAGAUCAAGGCGGGCCAGUGCCGCAAGGGGAAGAGGAGACCGGGACUCUCAGCACUGGAAUGCAGGACUUUUGAGGUUACCGGCGUGGACAAAUGCCGAUUACUGUUCUUCAUUGGUAAAUUUUUGAAGUUUCUGGGCAAGAUCAGUGAAGCGGAAGACCUGUUCUUGAAUGUCGAGAACAUAUUAUUAGAGCAGAGUCAGCCGGCGACAGAAAUACUUCUCGACGUGCAGAACACCCUCGGCGAGCUCUAUCUGGACAUCGGGAUGGCCCAGGAGGGCUUCCAGUACUUCGGGAAAGUGUUAUCCAACCUGUCGCUUAAUAACGUCCAAGGGAAGAAGGAGCUAGUGAAACAGAAUGUCAGAGCACUGAGCAACCUGGUGAAGUCGGCAUCUAAGGAGUACCUGCGGGAGAACCAAAUACUGGAAAUCGCCUUUAAGAUUUCCUGCCUGAUGGACAGACACCCAUGCGACGAGGCGACCAUGAAGCACACUGAGGGGGUGCUGAUAUUUCUGGCCGGAAACACAUGUCUUGCCAAAGCGAAGCUGUACGAGUGCUUGUAUAUCAGGAAGAGGCUAUUUGGUGGGAAGAGCAUCCUGGUGGGAGAAACGAUGGAGUUUCUGGCAGAUUUGCUGUCGUUUUCCCCAAGGGAUUGUGAGAAGGUCUCCAGGAAGCAGGCCAUUGAAUUUUACAAGGAAGUGAUCAGAAUUAAGGAAAAUUCAGGCGCUCACGUCAACUCCCCACUCAUCAGGAAGCAGCUGAGCAUCAGCCUGAGUGACACCCUGUGCAAACUAGCAAGUCAAUUGCUGCUGAGCGACUCUUCAAGUUCUAUCCUCACGGAGGCCACGGGCCACUUGUACAGGUCACUUGAUUUGAGGACCACCCACCUGGGCUCUGCUCAUCCCUCAGUUCCUGGAAUCCUGCACCUUCUGAGGGAAAUUGAAUCGAUGCAGAGCAAGAAAGGCUGGCCUCCAGUAGCGAACGUGAAAUACUGGGAGAGCGGUCGGAAAGGCGACACGGUCAGGGAGCUUCUGCUCCAGCUCAACUAUCACGCCGCCCGCAGCAACACCACCGGCCGCGGCUCUGCCCGGGACACACGUGCUGGGAAGUCCGCACGGUGCACUAAAGCACUGGACUUGAUUGCUUACCCGAUGUCAGAGAAAUCAAAAGGUGCUCCCGGAAAGGGGAAAACAGACUGGAGAUCCCGCACUGCCGAAGAGAAGACCCAGCAGAAGAUGCAGCAGCACAGUGGGAUAUGGGAGGUGCUGGAGAAGGAGGCAGCAGAGGAAACUUACUCCUCGGAGAUUUUACCUUUGAGGGAAACAGGUGGCAAAGCCCAGCUUGCACUCCAAAGGGUUUUUUCAUCUGGAACUUAGACAGGGAAACGACAAGUUUCUGAGGGCUGCUCUCUGUCCACGGCUUGCUAG
This is a messenger RNA of Sorex fumeus (smoky shrew), 3795 nucleotides long. RefSeq names its product putative tetratricopeptide repeat protein 41. The record is from RefSeq and is a predicted model, not a curated record. Gene Ontology annotation, cellular component: Cul4-RING E3 ubiquitin ligase complex. The transcript is spliced from 16 exons. NCBI's taxonomy places the organism in Eukaryota, Metazoa, Chordata, Mammalia, Eulipotyphla, Soricidae.